Molecule: messenger RNA, 2680 nt
Organism: Portunus trituberculatus (swimming crab)
Lineage: Eukaryota; Metazoa; Arthropoda; Malacostraca; Decapoda; Portunidae
Gene: atms
Product: RNA polymerase II-associated factor 1 homolog
Exons: 11
Coding region: 119-1894 (591 amino acids)
Biological process (GO): transcription elongation by RNA polymerase II
Cellular component (GO): Cdc73/Paf1 complex
Molecular function (GO): chromatin binding; RNA polymerase II complex binding
Source: RefSeq, a predicted model, not a curated record
GGGUGAGGCAGCAUGGCGUCGUGUUAUUAUGAUUCUGAGUAGCGGUGCGGGACGGUCUCCUCGACUUCUGAGUGUAUUUAAAAGUAAUUUGUGGCCAUCCUGGUAACCUGAGGGAAGGAUGCCGCCCACAGUGAACCAGGCGCACUCUGUGGAUAGGGAUAAGAGACCUCGGACUGGGGAGAGAAGCCACCCCCAGCAGGAACAGAUACACAUACGAAGAUCUGAUCUGGUGAGUCGGGUCAAGUACUGCAACACUCUGCCGGACAUUCCCUUCGACCCAAAGUUCAUCAAUUACCCCUUUGACUCCAACAGGUACGUGCGAUAUAAGCAGACCUCACUGGAGAAGAACUACAAAUAUGAAGUGCUGACAGAACACGAUCUUGGGGUGACCAUCGACCUCAUCAACCCGGAGGCGUACACCCCUGUCCCUGGCGCACAGCUGCACCCCACGGAUGAGAAGCUGCUGGAGGACGACAUUCUCACUCCACAGGAUGCCAAGAGGUCCCGCCACCACCACGUUAAUGUGUCUUGGCUGCGGCGCACAGAAUACAUCUCCACAGAGCCUACUCGCUUCCAGCCACAGACCAAUGAGAAGAUUGAGGCCACUGUUGGGUUCGCCACACGCAGGAAGAAGGACACAGACGAGAACGUGUACACAGACAGAGAGAGUCAGCUGGCGGCCAUCGAGAAGACCUUCAAGGACGUCAAGAAGAAGCUGGUGCAUCACUACAGCAAGCCCGGCGUCACGGCUGUUGAGGAGUUCCCUGUCUUCCCCGACUUCUCCCUCUGGAAGUACCCAUGUGCCCAGGUUAUCUUCGACUCAGAUCCAGCCCCUGUUGGUCGCCCCAUGCCUGCCCAGCUUGAGGAGAUGUCUCAGGCUAUGAUCAGGGGUGUGAUGGACGAGAGCGGUGAGCAGUUUGUGGCGUACUUCCUGCCGACAGAAGAAACACUGGUCAAGAGGAAGAAGGACCAGGAGGAGGGCAUGGAGUACCAGGAGGAGGAGCAGUACGACUACCUCAUGGCACGCGAGUACAACUGGAACGUCAAGAACAAGGCAUCCAAGGGUUAUGAGGAGAACUACUUCAUGGUGAUGCGUAACGACGGUGUGUACUACAACGAACUGGAGACAAGGGUGCGUCUGAGCAAGAGGCGACUGAAGCAAGGACAGCAGCCCAACAAUUCCCGGCUGGUGGUGCGUCAUCGACCCCUCAACGCACACGAACACAAGACUCAGCGCUUCAGGGAGAGGAUGUUGGAACCCCCUGGCGAAGAGGAGGAGGAGGAGGAGGAGGAAGAGGAAGAAGAGGAGGAAGAGGAGGAGGAAGAAAUGGAGGUGGAUAACAAUGAGAAUGAUAAAGGUUCCCAGGGAGGAGGCACCCCCAUGGAUGACAAUGAGGGGAGUGAGAGGUCAAAGUCAAGAUCCAGAUCAAGGUCACACAGCAAGGAACCAGCACGCAGCAGGUCCGGCUCAAGGUCAGCCUCCAGAUCCAGGUCAAGAUCCAGGUCGAGGUCAGGCUCAAGGUCGAGGUCAAGGUCAAGAUCGAGGAGCAAAUCUAAGUCCAGGUCUCGCUCAAGGUCAUCUUCAGGAGGGUCCCGUGGCUCUCGCUCUGCCUCCCGCUCCCGCUCUCGUUCCCGCUCUCGCUCUCGUUCUCGCUCCCGUUCCCGCUCUCGUUCCCGUUCCCGGUCUCGCUCCAAGUCUGCCUCCCGCUCUCCCUCAGCUCGCUCUGGCUCUGCAUCCCCCGCCAGCUCAGACAGGUCAGCAAGGUCAGCCAGGUCGGGUCGGUCCAGCAGGAGGAGUGGCAGCGGCACCCCCCGGCGUCCCCAGGGCUCCCCUCGGCAUUCUGGCUCUGAGUCACGCUCCUCAGACUCCGGCUCUGGCUCAGACUCUGACUAGUUUUUUAUGUCUUGGAAGUGAAGGUGGUGGUUAGUGUUUACUUUUUACAUUUUUUUUUUUUCCCUCAUCUUUGCUUGAAUUGAUUACGAUUUUUUUUUCUUUUUUUUUUUAGGAUAGGCACUACCCAAGGUGUAAUAAAAAAAGAAGGCCUACUGACAUGCUAGUCCCCACAGCUGAAAGGGAUAUAAUCAGAAAUGACAGGAUGUGUGUUAAAAUCUCCCUCGUGAAAGAGUUCAAGUCAGGAAAUUGUUUAUGACCUGAAAUUAAGGCCUUGUAAUUAUCAAAUUUUAUAUUCACUGUAGCACUUCUGACAGGAUAACUAAGAGUGUGGAUGCGUGUUGUGUGUAUGAGUGUGUGGUGGUUUGUGUGGGCCAAUACGUGGGAUAGCCGGCCUGAUUCAGUACAUGAGACCGUGUUCUGAAACACUUGAGUGCUGCCCCCACACUGCAUUCAAAAGGCUCUUGUUGAAGCUCCACAUGUGUUUUAGGUGUUUUUUCUUUAUGUUCUAGUGACAGAUUAACAAAAAUACUACAUUGCUAAGAAGAAAAAUGCUCUUGAGGAUCUUGAUUUUCUCUGGGCUUUGAAAGUAGCAGUUGUGGUGAGAGGGCAAAGCAUUAAUGAUAAUAUUAUUAUUAUUAUUAUUAUUAUUAUUGUUAUUGUUAUUAUGAUUUGCUUAAUGUAUGUGCUUGUAAGAGAAAUCUUUACAGAAAUGAAAAAGAAAGGCAUAAGAUUUUUUUGACAAAUUUAUGUAAUAUAGCUACACAAAAUAAACAUUUCCAUACUCCA